AUGCGGUUCGCCCUCGUCUCCGCCCUCGCCCUCCCCGUGCUCGCCUCUGCUCACGGUCGCGCUGGCGUGCGGCACCAUGUUCGUGACAGCACGGCCUCCGUCUCGGCCGCCAGUACUGCGUCUGCGUCUGCAUCCGCGUCUGCGCCUGCCUCCACCGCAUCCUCAGCUGCGUCCUCAGCUGCGUCCUCUGCCGCUUCAGGUUCUUCUGCAGCGCCCCCAGGCAGCGCUGCUGCUACACCUGCGAAGGCGUCGUCAGGCUUCGGCACGAUCACUUUCUCCCUGGCUUCCACCAACCCAACGGCUGUCCCUUACUCGUCUAUCACUCAGGGUGCGCCACGCAGACCACCUAUGCCAUGACGACCACGUACACUGCCGGUACCGUGCCCAGCGACAUCCCAGGCGCGCCUCCCAUCCCGAACUGGGCGGCCUUAAAGCCGGCGAACUACCCAGCGCUCGACAAGACCCCGCCCUUGGACUCUGACGAGGUCAAGCAGUGGAUCCAGGAGGUGCAGAACUCGGGCGUCCCUAUCCCCGAUUUCGCUCCCACCAAUCCUGGUGGCUGCGCCAACAACACUCAGGCUGCAGCUAACUCUAGCCGGUGCUGGUGGACGUGCGGUGGUUGCGAGCGUGACUAUGAUGUCACGACCUGCCCGACGAAGGAUACGUGGGGGUUGACGUACGACGACGGCCCGUCUCCGUACACAACCGACCUGAUGAACUACCUCGACCAGCAUGCAAUCAAGGGGACGUUCUUCGUCGUCGGCUCCCGUGCUAUUUCGCGUCCUGCUAUGCUACAGGCCGAGUACGUCCAGGGGCACCAGAUCGCCGUGCAUACCUGGAGUCACCCGUACAUGACGACGAUGACAAACGAGCAGGUCAUCGCUGAACUGGGAUGGUCGAAGAAGGUCAUCAAAGAUGUACUGGGUGUGACCCCGAUCUACUGGCGUCCGCCGUACGGUGACAUUGAUGACCGUGUUCGUGCGAUUGGUAUGGCCAUGAACUUAUUCCCUGUCAUGUGGACGCGUAUCAGCGCUACCCAGACUUUCGACACGCUUGACUACGAUCUCGCUAGUGGCAUGGCCAACCCCGUGCAGGUGCUGGACUCUUGGGACGCGAUCAUGAACAACUCGACGCAGAUCGAUACUGGUUUUAUCGUCCUCGAGCAUGAUCUCUUCCAGCAGACUGUCGAUAUCGCGGUUGGUUACAUUCUCCCGGAGGCUCUUGCCCACCAGCCUGCGUACAACAUCACCCCCGUCAUCACGUGUUCGGACAUGCCUAUGUCGAACGCGUACUUGGAGACCAAUGAUAACUCUACCAAUACCCUUCCGGCUGUCGUUCUCGGAGGCAACGUCACGACUGACGCGGAUCCUUCGGGGUCCUCUAACGGCACUGCAUCGGGUGCAUCUACCAGCGGUGCCGUAGGCACCUCCGCUCUUAGCUCGGGCCUCAUUACGGCGGCCGUUAGCGUUAUGGCGGGUAUGGCUGCAUUCAUGCUCUAGCCUUGGACGAUCGCCGAACCAUCCAAAUGAUCGUCGAGGCUUCGUCUUCGACUCUUGUCGACUCCGCAAUAGAUAGUUUACUGGUACAGCCUUGUGUCCUGUGGACAUUUUGAACGACUGAUACCUAUUAUUUCCGAGACCCCAUUCACAAUUCGCGUUGUAGUGUAGCCGAUUUGUUACCCGAACUGCUGACUUCAAUCACUAAUUGCCCUUCUGCAA
This is a messenger RNA of Fomitopsis serialis, 1718 nucleotides long. RefSeq lists its product as uncharacterized. Lineage: Eukaryota; Fungi; Basidiomycota; Agaricomycetes; Polyporales; Fomitopsidaceae. Bases 354 to 1499 code for a protein of 381 amino acids. Gene Ontology annotation, molecular function: chitin deacetylase activity. Gene Ontology annotation, biological process: carbohydrate metabolic process. Gene Ontology annotation, cellular component: membrane. The transcript is spliced from 4 exons. The record is from RefSeq and is a predicted model, not a curated record.